UUAAGUAGUAACACUAGAAAUGCUGUCAUGUUGCAAAAUUCAAUUUAGUUUAGGCGCUGUGUGAGUAAGAUUCCAUAAGAACAAAAUUUUAUGAAAAUUUUUCAAGUUUGUAACACUAGAAAUGCUGCCAUCCUACAGAAUUUAACAUGUCUGGCCCUUCUCUUUUUAACAUUUUCUUCUCCACUUGCCUACAUAUAGGACUAGCUACCCCAUCUCUCGAUAAGCCAACCCAACGCUAUACAAAGUUUCUCCAGUUUCAAACACUCCUUUCUUCCAUUCAUUCUUCUUCUGAUCUGCUACUUUCAGCCCUUGUUUAGUUUCUUUCAGUUUGGUAGAGAUAAAACAUCUUAUAAGGGGACCUCAAGGCUUUGCUUUCUUCAAGUACUUGAAUACAAAAAUUCCAAAUUCUUCUGUCUCAACUUCUACCUUCUUUGUUGGGUCCUUUUCCUUUCCUUUUGUAGCUUUGUGCCUCCUGUAUCCUGUUUUCCUGCUUCCAGAUACAUUUCUUGUUACUUCUUGGUGUCAUUUUCUCUUAUUCUUUGUGUUUUUGUGCGAAAGAAUAUAUAUAUUAAUAGCUAUGGCUAAUUUAACUUUCAGUACUAGCAUUGCACAAACAUUGCCUUUGGAAAAUAGCAGUACUAUUAAUAACAAUCUACGCGAUGUUUCCUUCUCUUCCUACUUGAACAACGGCGAGGUACGUAAACUUGCUGGUCAACAAGAUCAAGAACAGCAUCGUUUCUUGGGAAGAAAGAAAGUAGAAGAUGGAGAAAUUGGAGUAUUUAGUGCUGAAAAGUAUUUCAACGGAGGAAUUGAAGAAGAUAGUACUCCAAGACUUACCAAUAUUAUUCCAAGGAAGUACAAUCAGCCAAAGAAAGAUCAUGAACAGGACGAUUUAAUCUCUAGAAAACCAAUAGUUCUUCCAGCUGGAUCUCCAAGUAUUAUUUCUGAUUCAAGUUGGAACAGCCAGACCGCUUUGCUGCAGAACGUUCAAAGAAAGACUGUUCUGCAAAGAAAAACAAGUAAUAAAGCAAAUGGAAGAAGUAGUGGAAUGAAUUUUCUCGCUGGUCUUGGUUGCAAAUGUUCUUGUUCUGAUAAAGAUUCUAUUGAUGUUGAUGAUGCCCAUGUCGGCGAAAUCAGUUUCAAAAGAAGUCCUAAUGCUUCAGGUAUGCUUCAAAACAAAGCAAUUACGGAAGAACUCACCAAGACCAAUCUUGAUCCUAAUACACCACGCUCAGGAUCUUUACUAUCCGAGGAGAGUUGCUGUCAGGGUUUGGAUAAGUUGGGAAUUGGCAUGAACAGAGAGAAGUGUUUUAGUUUCCCAAUGUCAGAUCAUGUAGCAGGAAAUCUUCCUAAUAAAUUGAGACUUCGAGAGGAAGAACUAAAUCCGCGAAAAUCACUGGAGGUGUUUGGCUCCCCAGUACAUGACAAGAAAAGCAAGUCUUUUAGAAUUGAGAGGAGGCUGUCAAUGUUGUCCUGGGAUACAACUCCAAAAAUGGAAGAGAUUGCCUACUCCGCUACAUCAUCAGGUGUAGUUUACAACGAUAAUGAGAGCGAUGCAAGUUCAGACUUAUUUGAGAUUGAGAGCCUGACAGGAAAAGUUACUCCAUUUCUGGCAAGGCAAGGAUCAGAUGAAACUUCUGGCUGUAUCACCCCAACAACUUGCUAUGCACCAAGCGAGGCUAGCAUAGAGUGGAGUGUAGUCACUGCUAGUGCUGCAGAUUUCUCUGUAAUGUCUGAUUAUGAAGAGAUGAGGCCAUCCACAACAGCACCAAGUCCAAUAAAGAUAUUUCCUAUAACAGCAAAGUCUAAAACUAGUGGAACUGGCAAAGAGACACCAAGACGUCGCCCCAACAUUUUGCUGGGAUGCAACAGUCACAAGGCUGUAAAAAUUGCAGGAGAUAUAUACAGAACAAGCGAUGACAAGGCAAAUUUUGAUCCAAGAUUGCGUCGCGUGUCGGAUUUGUACGUGCCAGUCCCAAAAUUUCCAGUUGAAAAUAAGCUGAUGGGGUUCGGUUCAAGACAAAAUCAACGUGCACUCAGUAGCACCAGCCGUUCACUCCCUCGGUUGCACCCACCUCAAAGUUCUCAUCUUUUGUACAUUCAAUAAGUCAAAAUCUCUUAGCUGAAAGUUAUUCCUAAUUAUAUGUCCAUUCCCUUCCGUGAUCAACAUUAGAAACUAGGUGACUAGUAUAUUAAUGUUUUCUAAAGAUGCUCUUGGUUUCUUGCUGCUUGUGGAAAUUUUAUUUGAUUAAAAGCAUCUGGAUGUGUUGAAUCUAGCUACUUCUUACAAGGUUACAAGGCAAUGUAAGUUAUAUAUGCCCUUGAUUUGCAGUUCUAAUUUGAUUCCUUAUUUCCAAUGUAAGCCUGUAAGUUAAGGAAGAAUGCAUGUGUUUCAAAAUC
Ricinus communis (castor bean) is the source of this 2400-nucleotide messenger RNA. RefSeq names its product protein PHYTOCHROME KINASE SUBSTRATE 1. The record is from RefSeq and is a predicted model, not a curated record. The transcript has a single exon. Bases 578 to 2107 code for a protein of 509 amino acids. Gene Ontology annotation, biological process: phototropism. NCBI's taxonomy places the organism in Eukaryota, Viridiplantae, Streptophyta, Magnoliopsida, Malpighiales, Euphorbiaceae.